This is a messenger RNA of Fonsecaea nubica, 963 nucleotides long. RefSeq lists its product as hypothetical. Bases 1 to 963 code for a protein of 320 amino acids. The record is from RefSeq and is a predicted model, not a curated record. NCBI's taxonomy places the organism in Eukaryota, Fungi, Ascomycota, Eurotiomycetes, Chaetothyriales, Herpotrichiellaceae. The transcript has a single exon.
AUGUCCUACGGCACCCCAGAGUGGCAAGGUUGGGUCCUGAAUGAAGAAGACUCGUUGCCCCUGCUGGAAUAUGCGUACAAGGUCGGCAUCCGGACCUGGGACACUGCCGACGUGUACAGCCACGGUCGAUCCGAGCAGAUCAUCGGCAAGGCCAUCAAGCAAUACAACAUCCCCCGCGAGCGCCUGGUGAUUCUGAGCAAGUGCUACUUCGGCGUGACUCCGGACACCCCCGGCGGUGGCAUUGCCGCCAGCUCGGUCAAUGACGGCGACAUGCUGAACCAGACGGGUCUCAGCCGCAAACACAUCCUCGAUGCAGUGGAUAAGAGUGUCGCGCGGCUGGGCACCUACAUCGAUGUCCUCCAGAUCCACCGUCUCGACCGGUCGGUCCCACGCGAAGAGAUCAUGAGGGCGCUCAAUGAUGUGGUCGAGUCCGGCAAGGUCCGCUACAUCGGCGCCUCUAGUAUGGCGACGUGGGAGUUUCAGGAACUGCAGAAUGUCGCCGAGAAGCACGGGUGGCACAAGUUCAUCUCGAUGCAGAACUAUUACAAUCUGAUCUACCGGGAAGAAGAAAACGAGAUGAUCCCUUACUGCAACCACACGGGCGUCGGUCUGGUGCCAUGGUCGCCCGUCGCACGCGGAGCCUUGGCCCGUCCUUAUAAAACCCGAGACACUCUGCGUGAGAAGACGGACUCCUAUCUGAAGACUGGGAUCCGCGCCAAAGAAGACAAAGUCGACGAAGAGAUCGUGGGGAGGGUCGAGGAGGUGGCCAAGAAGAUGGGCAAGACCAUGGCCCAGAUUGCCAUUGCUUGGUGUCUGAGCAAGAAGGACGUCUGCCCGAUUGUGGGCUUGAACAAGAAGGAGAGGAUGGACGAGGCAGUCGAGGCGUGCAAGAUCAAGCUCAGCGACGAGGAUAUCAAAUACCUCGAAGAGCCGUACAUGCCCAAGAAGAGACAAGGCUAUUGA